GUUUUCGGAUGUUUUGUUGCAGAAUCCCAACAACUCAUCAUCAGAAGCAUCAAUAUCCCUUCCUCUGUGAAAGUUGGCGAUGUCGAUUAUGUGAUCCUCGACUGCGAUUAUGUUCUGGAAGACACUUCGAGCAAAGGGUUAGUGGUCAAGUGGUUCUUCAACGACAACCAACUGGUUUACCAGUGGAUCCACGGCAGAAGUCCCUUAGCUGACGAGCCGGCCGCGAAAUAUGUCGAUUUGACAUACAAGGCUAGCGAUGAUCCUUUCACCGAGUAUCGAGCCAUGAAGUUAAAUAAACCAGGAAUUGAUCUAACUGGUGAUUAUAUGUGUGUGAUAUCGACGUUUGAGGACGAACGGGCGGCAAAUGCCUCUAUGGUAAUCUACUGUAAGUAUCUCUUUAUAAUAUAUAGUAGCUAUAAU
Vollenhovia emeryi is the source of this 420-nucleotide messenger RNA. RefSeq lists its product as uncharacterized. The transcript has a single exon. NCBI's taxonomy places the organism in Eukaryota, Metazoa, Arthropoda, Insecta, Hymenoptera, Formicidae. The record is from RefSeq and is a predicted model, not a curated record. The annotation marks the transcript as partial.